Molecule: messenger RNA, 1902 nt
Organism: Culex quinquefasciatus (southern house mosquito)
Lineage: Eukaryota; Metazoa; Arthropoda; Insecta; Diptera; Culicidae
Product: cytochrome P450 6d3
Exons: 2
Molecular function (GO): oxidoreductase activity, acting on paired donors, with incorporation or reduction of molecular oxygen; heme binding; monooxygenase activity
Source: RefSeq, a predicted model, not a curated record
AUGUUGCUGCUAUCGGUAGCACUGCUUGCGAUCGUGCUGUUCCUCGGCCUGCAGUACAUCUUCUCGUACUGGCAUCGCCACGGACUGCCCCACCUAAAGCCGGAGAUUCCCUACGGAAACCUGCGAUCCGUGGCCAAGCGCCAGCAAUCGCUUUGAGUUGCCAUCACCGAGCUGUACCGGCGCUCAACGGAACCACUUGUCGGGAUCUACCUGUUCUUCACGCCGGCCAUCUUGGUUCGCGAUGCCACGCUGGCCAAGCGGAUUUUGACGGUGGAUUUCGGCAGUUUCCAGGAUCGUGGAGUUUUGUACGACAAGAAGCGUGACCUAUUUUCGUGCAACUUGUUUGCGGCGCCGUUGAGCGCGUGGCGACCGGUUCGGAGCAAGUUGACGGCGGCGUUCAGUUUGAGUCAACUGCGGGGAAUGCUACCGACGGUGCUGGACGUUGGAACGAAGUUGGAGGGACACUUGGGGGUUGCGGCGGAGAGUGGAGACGCUGUUGAUCUUAGCGGAAUUUGUACACGUUACGUUGUGGAUAUUAUUGCGGAGGUGCUCUUUGGCUUUAAAGCGGACUCUAUUGACAACCCGGAACAUCCGUUCUACACCAUUGGUGGUAAGCUAGUACGGAAUACUCUGAUAAACAACGUUCGGACAUCCGGAACGUUCAUCUGUCCGGAUUUGCUGAAACUGAUGAGGGUUUCUUCGAUAUCUCGAGAAGUCUCCAACUUUAUGACCAACCUAGCGACGCAGCAGAUGAAGUAUCGUGAGAAGAAUGACUUGGCUAGAAAGGAUUUCUUGCAGUUGCUGAAUGAUCUUCACCAAGUUGAUUUGUCAGCUGAAGAGUGCGCAUCGAAUGUGAAUCUGUUCUACACUGCAGGUUCGGAAACCACCAAAUCUACAGUCAUCUAUACUCUUCACGAACUAGCUCACCAUCCAGAAGUUAUGAGACGGCUUGUGGAAGAAGUUGAUGAAUACGUCAAGCAAUCAGGUGGUGAGAUUAGCUACGAUCUUGUUAAGAGUAUGCCAUAUUUGGACCUGUGCGUGAAGGAAACCCUGAGAAAGUAUCCCGGACUGUUUUUCCUGAACCGGAAGUGCACCCACGACUAUAAGGUUCCCAACUCUCGGCUGGUCAUCAAAAAGGGUACCCAAAUAAUUAUCCCGUCGAUGGCCUACGGCAUGGAUGAGCGGUGUUUCCCGAAUCCGGAGAGCUACAUCCCCGAACGAUUUCUUGAGGAGACCAAAAAUUACGACGAGGACGCCUACGCACCGUUUGGAGAAGGACCGCGGAAGUGUAUCGCUCCUCGAAUGGGAAUUUUCGUCGCCAAAGUGACCUUGGUGAGGCUGCUGUCCAAGUUUCGGUUCGAGGCUACGCAAGAGCUGAAGGUUGAGUUUGCCCCCUCGGUGAUUCCGCUCGUGCCGAAGGAUGGAGUCAGGAUGAAGAUUCACAAAAGAAGUGUUUGGUAAACAAAUUUAUUUGUUUUUGAAAUUUGUUGCGUACUAUAAACGUUGUCAAAAAAGUUUAACUUAGGUUUAAUUUUUUUCUUUUUCACGAUUCAGAUUUUUUUUUCACAUUAAAGGCUAUUUGUAUAAAAUCGACUACAAAUCAAUACAUUGAUUAAAUUAGUAAACUAGAUUUUUUUUUUUUAAUUAAGUUAUAAACAAUAAGUUUACGGCCUUUUACAAAUGUUUGUCUUGAUUCAGAAAAAAAUGAAAAUAUUGUUUGCGAAGAGAUCGGAAAAUUUCACAAAUAUUUCACUUGUUGACAUUGCAAAUUAGACCAUUAGUUGAUGAGAUAUCGACAUUAGAAAAUGGAAGGUUUGGGUUUGGUUGAGACUCAGAAAACUUCAAUUUUUCUGUUUCUUUUUCUUUAACCCUUUCGAGCCUGAUGGGUCAUAUAUGACCCAA